AUGGGUCAUAGGAAGUGCACAAAAAAGACUAAAGUACUUCUAGUUCCAUAUCCAGCACAAGGUCAUGUAACUCCAAUGCUUAAACUAGCUUCAUUGCUAUAUAGCAAUGGCCUUGAUCCAAUAGUCAUCACACCCGAAUUCAUCCACCGUAAUAUUUCAACACAAAUCGAUCCGAAAAGUGGAAUUUCUUUCAUGUCUAUACCAGAUGGACUAGAAGAAGGAACCCCUCGCGAUUUUUUCGCGAUAGAAAAUGCAAUGGAGAAUUACAUGCCAUACCAUUUUGAAAAACUUGUUAGACAAUAUGAGUUUGGUGGAAAAGAAGAGGAUGGAAUUGUGUGUGUGAUUGUUGAUUUGCUUGCUUCUUGGGCUGUUAAAGUUGCUAAUAGGUGUGGCAUUCAAGUUGCUGGAUUUUGGCCAGUCUUUUUGGCUGCUUAUAAUUUGCUUGCUUCAAUUCCAGACUUGCUCAAAGCUGGAAUCAUCUCAGAAACAGGUUGUCCAUUGCAAAAUGGUCCUAUAUGCCUUUCAAAUGAUCAUCCUACACUUAGCUCAGAAGAUUUGCCAUGGCUUAUAGGAAAUUCAACUGCAAGAAUUUCAAGAUUCAAUUUUUGGACUAGGACAACGGAAAGAACAAGAACACUUAAGUGGCUCCUUGUAAACAGAUCUCCAGGCGCAUGUCACGAGGUGCGAAAUACUACUAUUUUGGGAACCCAAUUUGAUUAUGAGUUCCAAGAUUAUCCCCAAAUUCUCCCAAUUGGAACUCAUGUAACAAUCAAGAAUGCUAGCUUUUGGGAGGAAGAUUCAAGUUGCUUGGAUUGGCUAGAUAUGCAAACUACUAAUUCAGUUAUGUACAUUUCUUUUGGGAGUUGGGUUAGUCCAAUUGGAGAAGCAAAAGCG
Molecule: messenger RNA, 894 nt
Organism: Nicotiana tabacum (common tobacco)
Lineage: Eukaryota; Viridiplantae; Streptophyta; Magnoliopsida; Solanales; Solanaceae
Source: RefSeq, a predicted model, not a curated record